GAAGGAGAUUGGAGAACUGAAGAGGGUCUCGUGAUAAAAAAUCCGCCAGGAACAAUGAAGAAGUCUCAUAAAGCUGUUAGUGCCCAGAUUCUGGCAAGUGGAUACACGAAAGGUACGUGUUGAAUCUUUACAACCGCAUGUGACCAACAUGUAUGCCAUAACCUACGUGGCAGGCAGUUUAUAAAAGGGAAAUCGGGCGCUUUGUAGAUCGAGCUCUGAUUGCUUCGAUCGUCUGCUCUACGUUUUUAAAAAUUUGUCCUAUUGGCCGUCAAAAUAGACUGAUAAAUGACAUAUAUCAGAUGGAUUAUUCCAUCGAGAUGAAAACCAGCGUCCCGUUUUCACUUUAAGAUAGACUUGUCUUUUCUCAAAAUCGGUGCGGGCGUUAGAGUUUCGCGCGCGCGAGGAGAGCGGGUGUUCACCUUAGCUUUAGACCUUUUGUCGACUGCUCGCGCGUUCUUGGCCUACGCAAAAUCGCUGACUGUUCAGCAGUCUACGUCUAACAUAACUGAGACGGGUUGUCCAUCUGAUUUUUCGAAUUGUCUGGGAAUAAUGUCUUUUUGGGGGGUGGAAUUUUGACUUUCACCAGGAGCCCAUUUCACCAAGUUAUAUCAGUCCAAUUUGCUCAAGUUUUGUAGCAGCUCCUACUCUUUGCGUUCUUGCUCGAAUAAGUUACUUCAAGUCCCGAGAUCUAAGCUAAAGUCUUAUGGUAAUCGAAGAUUUUCUAUUGCAGGACCUAAAUUAUGGAACAGCAUACCCACAUCUUUAAGGAAUACCGAUUCCUUGAAUUCUUUCAAAAAACACUCAAAGACAUAUUUAUUUCACCAAGCUUUUUCUUAAUUUAUAAAUAGAUUUUUAUUUAUUUUUCAUACUUACAUAUGUAGUUGUUAGAUUUUUUAGAGUUUUAAUAUAUUUUUUGUAAAACGCCUAGAACCGUUAAUGAUAUAGACGCUAUAUAAAUAGAGUAACUGUUUAUUUAUUUAUUUAUAUUUAUUUUUUAGUAUUACUCAUACGAGUCUGCCUGCGUACUAGGUAGGCUUUGUAGUCGUCUGAAUAAUUUGUUCAUUUGCCAAUUUUAGGUUAAAAGACGGCUGGAAAUCUUCAGUGUUAUUUCAUUCUGUAUUCUUUCAAGCAUUGCCUUUUUCUUCUUGUGCAAGAAUUUUAAGCUGAGUGAAGUCAGGUCAAUCAUAUUCGCGACUGGUAAGAGGAAAUUUUUUUAAUUAUUAUUAUCAUUUAUUAUUAUUUUUAUUAUUAUUAUUAUUAUUGUUGUUGUUGUUGUUGUUGUUAUUUUUCAGUAUCCAAUAAAAUAUUUGCAUGCAGGACUCAGCCACUGAAAAGUCCUGCCAAUGUCUCCGGGCUGGGUUGCCUUUUUUGUACAAUCCUUGGCACGUGGUAGCCUAGUCCCUAGGCCUCAUUUUUCCUCGCGGCCAAAGCGUUUCGGGUCUCGUGGUCCAUGCGAAAAUGUGAGUUUGUGUUUCCCGCCCGUUCGCCUCGGAUACGUCACCGAAACGAAUUGACCGAGAGGGACUGGGAAAACGCCGUACAGGGACUGGGCAAGGCCCUAAUACUAGGAUUCAUUUUCUCCACAGUGUUCCUAUAAAUUUCUCCUGGCACUGCUUGAGAGAAUUUGUUCGAACAUUAAACCAUUUCAUCUUUGGUGAUCAUUUCAUUCAUUCUCAUCACCCGUAUGUUUUUAUCAGGCAGUGUUAUUGCCGGGAGAAAUUGGAUGCUGAUCAUUGGUUAAGCUUGCAAAAACAUUACUGCUCGUACAUAACAAAGAAAAUGUCGAAGCUACACAAAAGGCUAGGUAAAGUAAGCCUUAUGUUCCCGGCUUCCCGGCAACUUAGACUACGAGUAGUCCCCAUUUUCCCUCAGGGAUAGUAGAGCGUGCGAAAUGCGAGCGCGCGUGAAAAUCACCCCACGCGAAAAAGGCUAGACGCGGCAGGGAGCUCUCGCGUUUCGCUUGGUCUAUCUCUGAGGAAAAAUGGGGACUAUUCGUAGUCUACCGGCAACUAGAAACUGUUAUUUUUCUCUCCCAUCUUGGCUGCUGGUUAGCCUGCGUAGCAAGUGUUUUGGAGAGGUUUCGGAGCAAAGAACGACGAACAAGAGUCAAAGACCGCGCGAAAAAUGGCGCGAGUAAAAGAUCCUCCCCCUCUUCCCCCUCUUUCAUUUUUUGGCUCUUGUCCAUCUUCCCCACGGCCAAAACCGAAAAUCUUGUUCCUCGUCGUUCCUCGGUCUUUCUUUGCUCCGAAACCACACGGAAGCGCUUGGUACGCAGGCUACCUGCCGGUAUUAUACCUUUACUUUAACAUAUCGUGUUUGACUCUUUUUAGUGAGAGCUUCAAGAUUACCCAUUGCUUAAGGGUUGACAUCUCAUCAUAGUUUUGACGGUGUCUUUACUGGACUUAAAUUCUUGUUUCAUAGUUGCUGGUGUCCUUGUCGCAGAUUUUCUUUCCGGAUUAGUCCAUUGGGUGGCAGAUACAUGGGGCUCCGUGGACAUACCAGUAUUUGGUAGAGCUUUCAUUCGUUCUUUUAGAGAGCACCAUGUGGAUCCCACAGCCAUAACAAGACAUGACAUCAUUGAGACAAACGGAGACAACUGCCUUGUAACACUACCUAUAUUGUGCUACAUGGUCUAUAGAUACCUCACUUUUGACCAAGAGAUUUUACAAGCUUCUUAUGGAGUUGAAUGUUUUGGGUUUUCAUCGGUCGUCUUCGUCACCCUUUGUAACCAGAUCCACAAAUGGUCCCAUAUGUACUUUGGUCUGCCAAUUUGGGUCCAGAAACUCCAGGACUGGCACUUAAUCAUGCCUCGGAAACAUCAUCGCAUCCAUCAUGUGUCUCCUCAUGAGACAUACUUCUGUAUCACAACUGGCUGGCUCAACUAUCCACUGGAAGUGAUCAAGUUCUGGCCAUGUUUAGAAUGGUUGAUUGAAAAAGCAACUGGCGCCAAACCCAGGCCUAAUGAUCUUAAGUGGUUGGGAAAAUCUGAAUAA
Molecule: messenger RNA, 2993 nt
Organism: Porites lobata
Lineage: Eukaryota; Metazoa; Cnidaria; Anthozoa; Scleractinia; Poritidae
Source: the annotation of a GenBank genome assembly